GCGGCGGGAGCGGCUCGGGGACGGCCGCCGGAGGUGACGGAGCGGCGGCGGCCCCGCCCCGGGAGCUGCGGGACGAGCUCGGCGGGCCGCGUCCCGCGGAGUCCGGUCGAGGCUCCAGCCAGCGGGUCACCGGGCGCCCCCCUCCCCCUCCCCCGGGCCCCCGCGCCCCCUGGCGGGCGCAGCCAUGAGCGCGGAGGUGAAGGUGACCGGGCAGAACCAGGAGCAGUUCCUCCUGCUGGCCAAGUCGGCCAAGGGGGCCGCGCUGGCCACGCUCAUCCACCAGGUGCUGGAGGCCCCGGGCGUCUACGUGUUCGGCGAGCUGCUGGACAUGCCCAACGUCCGCGAGCUGGCCGAGAGUGACUUCGCGUCCACGUUCCGCCUGCUCACGGUGUUUGCGUACGGGACGUACGCCGACUACCUAGCGGAAGCCAGGAGCCUGCCCCCCCUCACCGAGGCGCAGAAGAACAAGCUCCGCCACCUGUCCGUGGUCACGCUGGCCGCCAAAGUGAAGUGCAUCCCGUACGCGGUGCUGCUGGAGGCGCUGGCGCUGCGCAACGUGCGGCAGCUGGAGGACCUGGACGAGGCGGUGUACGCGGACGUGCUGCGCGGCUCGCUGGACCAGCGCAACCAGCGGCUCGAGGUGGACUACAGCAUCGGCCGCGACAUCCGCCGCCGCGACCUCAGCGCCAUCGCGCGCACGCUGCACGAGUGGUGCGUGGGCUGCGAGGUGGUGCUGUCGGGCAUCGAGGAGCAGGUGAGCCGCGCCAACCAGCACAAGGAGCAGCAGCUGGGCCUCAAGCAGCAGAUCGAGAGCGAGGUGGCGAACCUCAAGAAAACCAUCAAGGUGACGACGGCGGCGGCGGCGGCGGCCACGUCCCAGGACCCCGAGCAGCACCUGGCCGAGCUGCGGGAGCCCGCGGCGGGCGCCGGGCAGCGCCAGCCCAGCAAGAAGGCGUCCAAGGGCAAGGGGCUCCGCGGGCAGCGCCAAGAUCUGGUCCAAGUCCAACUGAGGAGGCCCCGCGCGAGGCCGCCCCGACGGCGCGGGCCUCCCCUGGAGUGCGCGGGAGUCGGCGGGGACCGCAGAUUGUAUAGAGAGAACCGAGGAGCGUGCGCGCGCAUCGCCACGGACCCCGAGCGCCACGACUGCGCACGCGCCCCGACCCGCCCUGCGUCCUCGGGGACGCUUCCCGCCGGCCCCGGUCCUGAACUCGGGGCCCGGGCGCGGCCCCCGGGUCGCGGGCUGCCGGGGAGGCGAGCGCUCGCCGCGAAGGUGGUUUCUAAUAAAGCAGCCCCAAGCCAGGCCGGGUCCCCUCCUUCCAAGCGCCCGCCCCCUCCAGGGAGCGUGGGAACGUGGGGCCGUGUCCCCCCUCCUCACCAUGACACGGGGGCCAGGGUCAGCGAAGAACCCAGGGGCAAGCGGUGGGGUCGGAGCCCCUGGACUGGAAUCCCCCCCCAUCACCACCCCCAUCCACCAGCCAGUCGUGCUCACGGCCGCUGGGGCGCUGCCGGGGCUCGAACUCGGGGGCCCCACGGCCCCACUUUCCCGAGUCGCGCGGAGCGCAGCAGCUCCCGGCAGGCCUGCAGCAGGGAGGGAGUCACCCCGGGCUUCCUCCCGGCUCCCCAGCACUGCGGGCGGGGAGGGGGACCCCUACCCCCCCUCCCGGCACGGACCCCGGACCCCGGCGGGCGCAGCCCCAGACCCCCGCAUUACCCCCCCUCCCCCGCGCGCUCGGAGCGUCCGGGUUCUCGUUUCUCCUUUAUUCCAUGA
This is a messenger RNA of Perognathus longimembris pacificus (Pacific pocket mouse), 1768 nucleotides long. RefSeq names its product COP9 signalosome subunit 7A (gene Cops7a). Lineage: Eukaryota; Metazoa; Chordata; Mammalia; Rodentia; Heteromyidae. Gene Ontology annotation, cellular component: COP9 signalosome. The record is from RefSeq and is a predicted model, not a curated record. Gene Ontology annotation, biological process: COP9 signalosome assembly.